UGGACUCUCUCUCUCCAGCCCCCCGCCGCUGCCCCCAAGGCUGGGACCGGCGCCCCCUGUCUCCUCAGGGCUCACUGCCCCCGGGGUCUCAGCCCCCACGGGGGGAAGGCUCAUGUGAGCACAGCUCCUCCUGGAGUUCGCUGUCUGAGGUUUCCCUUAUGGCUGCUCCAUCCCCAGGGGCAGGCAGUGGUUUGUGGUCCCAGAUUGGUAACAGAAGACACUCAGGCAGUCUUAGAAGUUGUACAGCCCCCUGUCAGGCAGGCACCGCACAGGUGAAAAGGCAGAGAAGGGAAGGUCCUUUUCCCAGUGUAAUUUAUAAUCUAGCCCAAGACCAAAGACUGAGUAGGCUGAGCUCUCAGGGAUGGCCCAACUAGGUGCGAUAGCGGCGCUGUCUGUUAGUUUUCUGGCUGCAACUCUCUUCUCUGCAGUACACAAAAUUGAAGAAGGACAUAUUGGCGUUUAUUAUAGAGGUGGCGCAUUGCUGACUUCCACCAGUGGACCUGGCUUCCACCUUAUGCUCCCCUUUAUAACCUCCUACAAAUCUGUGCAGACUACAUUGCAGACAGAUGAGGUGAAAAAUGUUCCUUGUGGUACCAGUGGGGGAGUGAUGAUUUAUUUUGACAGGAUCGAGGUGGUGAAUUUCCUGAUCCAAGGUGCUGUGUAUGACAUAGUGAAGAACUACACAGCAGACUAUGACAAAGCACUCAUCUUCAACAAGAUUCACCAUGAGCUGAACCAGUUCUGCAGUGUUCAUACUCUUCAGGAAGUCUACAUUGAGCUGUUUGAUCAGAUUGAUGAAAACCUUAAACUGGCUUUGCAGCAGGACCUGACCACCAUGGCUCCUGGACUCAUUAUACAGGCGGUCCGCGUUACGAAGCCAAACAUUCCAGAAACAAUUCGGAGGAAUUAUGAACUCAUGGAGAGCGAGAAGACAAAGCUGCUGAUUGCGGCUCAGAAGCAGAAGGUCGUGGAGAAGGAAGCAGAGACGGAGAGGAAGAAGGCCCUGAUUGAGGCAGAAAAAAUUGCCCAAGUGGCCGAAAUAACGUACGGACAGAAGGUGAUGGAAAAGGAAACGGAGAAGAAAAUUUCAGAGAUUGAAGAUGGUGCAUUCCUUGCUAGGGAGAAGGCAAAAGCUGACGCCGAAUGCUACACUGCCAUGAAGAUAGCAGAAGCUAACAAGCUAAAACUAACUCCUGAGUACUUGCAGCUGAUGAAAUACAAAGCUAUUGCAUCAAACAGCAAAAUCUAUUUUGGCAAAGAUAUUCCCAACAUGUUCAUGGACCACACGGGGAGCAAGCCUGCAGAGGGACUGGUGGAAGAGAUGAGAGGAGAGAAUUGGGCCGCUGCCGCUGAGGAUUUGUGAAACCAUUUUAUAACACCUAAUGACCUUUCAAAAUUUCUGUUUAUUUUUUAACAGAUGAAACAAACUGAGAAGUUGGUUUCCCCUUUU
Messenger RNA from Chrysemys picta bellii (western painted turtle), 1450 nucleotides. It is a transcript of the gene ERLIN2, whose product is annotated as ER lipid raft associated 2. The record is from RefSeq and is a predicted model, not a curated record. NCBI's taxonomy places the organism in Eukaryota, Metazoa, Chordata, Testudines, Emydidae. Gene Ontology annotation, molecular function: ubiquitin protein ligase binding; cholesterol binding. Gene Ontology annotation, biological process: SREBP signaling pathway. Gene Ontology annotation, cellular component: endoplasmic reticulum membrane; endoplasmic reticulum.